AUGGAGGGAUCGGCGACGGAGGGAAAUCACGGAGGCGAUCCCCGCUCCGAGCAUGCCGCAACCAAGGAGUCCAAGGCGGCGGCAACGCAACACCAUCUGACGCUGCUCCAGCCGACCGUGGUCGAAUUUUCUGCAGCCGUGCUGGAUAAGGACAAGGUGGGGGAGCACGAGUCAGUGGGGCUGGUCGGUGGCUCUCCACCUUCUGGUGGACGGGGGAGGCGUGGGCAGAGGAAGAGCGACGGGGAGGACGAUUAUGACACCGCCGUGCCCGGGGACCUCAUUACGCGGGCGAAGAGGUGGCAGACGUCAGGUAGUGCUGACGACGCCGGAGGCGCGGCAGUUGGGACACCGCGAGGCGCCAAGGAAGCUAGUGGCAAGGCGGGCGGUCAAGCAUUGCGCCAGAAGGGCCGACCCGCAGCAAGAAAAGCAUCCGGCGGAAGGAGAGGCAAGAAAGCAGCGACGGGAACAAAGCCGAAACGGGGCGAUGAAGACCCCGGUGAUGCGGAGGAGGAAGAGGAUGAGGAGGAGGAUGCGGAGGGAGAGGAGGAUGAAGAGGAAGCGGAGGAGGAUGACGCGGAUGUUGGGGAGGAUGAAAAAGAUGAGAAUGAUGGCGGGGAGGACGAAGAGGAGGAGGAGGAUGAGGAGGAGGAGGAGGAGGAGGAGGAGGAGGAGGAGGAGGAGGAGGAGGAGGAGGAGGAGGAGGAGGAGGAGGCAGAGGAGGAGGAGGAGGAGGAGGAGGCAGAGGAGGAGGAGGAGGAGGAGGAGCAGGGUGACGACGAGGAGGAGGAUGUGGAGGAGGAGGAGGUGGAGGAGGAGGAGGAGGAGGAGGAGGAGGAGGAGGAGGAGGAGGAGGAGGAGGAGGAGGAGGAUGUGGCGCCAGUGAAGGGACGGGGCGGGCGUGGCAGACGGCACGAGCAUUUUGUUACACGGGAGGAGUUCCAGGCGCUGCGGUCUGAGAUGUACGCCAUGUUUGCACAGCUCGGCCUGCGUCGUGGAGUACAUGCCAGCUAUGCCGGCGGGUCGGCAGCCCUGCCUAUGGCUGGUACCCCGCCGCCGAUGAGCACCGUGGACAAGGCACGAGUGCUAGUGUUGCAGGAGACAAACCCAUUCCCGGUAUGUGGCGGGCCACAUGGGGAGGGUUGGGGUUGA
Messenger RNA from Closterium sp. NIES-65, 1149 nucleotides. NCBI's taxonomy places the organism in Eukaryota, Viridiplantae, Streptophyta, Zygnematophyceae, Desmidiales, Closteriaceae. The record is from the annotation of a GenBank genome assembly.